Messenger RNA from Lolium perenne, 3463 nucleotides. Its product is annotated as importin subunit beta-1. Lineage: Eukaryota; Viridiplantae; Streptophyta; Magnoliopsida; Poales; Poaceae. Gene Ontology annotation, biological process: protein import into nucleus. The record is from RefSeq and is a predicted model, not a curated record. Gene Ontology annotation, molecular function: small GTPase binding.
AGGGAGGAGGGCGUUUUUGCAAAACUGUCAUCCCCUUCCUGGCUCUCUCCAGCGAUUCCCUCUUCGCGAUGCGCCCGAGCCGCCGACUGCUGCCGCCCCUGCCGUUGCCGGCCGUCCCCGCCGCCGCUCUCCGGCGAGGCUCCGCCUCAAUAUCCUCCUCCGGUUCCCCUUCUUCUCGACGCUGCCCUGCACCUGCUUGAGCCCCCACGGCUAACCCCGGCCGGAAGCGCGAUUCGUUUUGCUGUUCAGAUCCGCGUUGAUUUGCUGUCCCCGACUUGUCCCGAGUCCUAACCCUAACCACAGCCUAGGGUAGCAAGCCUCAGGCCGUGUUCCGUUUGAUGGCAAAUUAGUUUGUUCCUGUCAAUUUCCUUAGAUAUUCUGGUUCUUGCUCAUUUGUCUAAUUAAUGUCUUCCCUGAAUCAAUGAAUAAAUAAUUCCAGCUGGCAGGACAAGCUGAUACAGGCAUGAAUCUCGCUGAGGCGCUGCAAGGUGCUCUGUCUCAGGAUGUUGACGAACGGUCAGAAGCAGAAGGCGACCUCGAGCUGCUACGGGAGCACGAUCUUCCCAACUUCCUCCUGUCCUUAUCGUCCGUGCUCUCGAGCGAUGCACAUCCACCGGCGUGUAGAAAACUUGCUGGCAUUGUUCUCAAGAAUUCGUUCGAGGCAAAGGAUUCCUCAGAUAAGAAGCUACUGUCUAACAAAUGGAUCAACCUAGACCCAUCCAUCAAAUCGAAGGUCAAGGAGUUGUUGCUGGCGUCUCUAGGAUCUCCGGCUGAUGCAUGCCACAUCUCACCAGAAAUCAUUGCAGUGGUUGCAGCCAUUGAGAUGCCCCGGGGGGAAUGGCGAGACCUCGUUGCCAAACUGCUAGGCAACAUGACGCAGCAGGGCGCGUCUCCUCAACUGAAGCGAAGAACUCUUGUGGCGUUGGGGCUUGUCUGUGAGGCGAUUGAGGUUUUGGGGCCGGAAGAAGUGGAUGGUGUUGUGAAUGCUGCCGUCCAGGGGAUGAUGGAGCCAAAUUCUGAUGUCCGUUUCGAGGCAUUUAAAGCUCUGUAUGGUGUUCUUGGUUUUGCUGAGGUCAAGUUUACAAAUAUGGAUGACAUGGAUCGUAUAAUGAGCGCAGUUUGUGAAUCUGCUAAAUCCAAAGAUCCGGGCAUCCAGCAUGCAGCUAUCGAUUGCCUGGUUGAAAUUGCAUGCACACAUUUUCUGCUGUUACAACCUUACAUGGCAACCAUUCUCAGUCUGACAACUGAGUGUAUGAAAGGAGAUGAGAAAGCCGCACACCCGUGUAUUAUGGUGUUCUGGAGCGCUAUCUGUCAAGAAGUGAUUAUACACAGGGGCUCUGCUGAUGCUGAACCUACUGCAGAUUGUCGCUUUAUUGAGGAGGCCCUCUCUUCACUUGUUCCAAUGCUGCUAGAAUAUCUUGUGACCCAUGAAGAUCUAGAGGUAGAUCUAGAGGGAGAUGAUUAUGAUCUGAGAUUUACACUAGGUUAUGAUCUAAGAUUUGCCUUAGGUUAUGAUCUGAGAUGCCAACAUGACCGGAGAGCUACCACACGGUGCCUAGCUCUCAUCGCUAGAACUAUUGGGGAUGCAAUUGUCCCCCUUGUGAUGGGCUCUGUUCAGGCUAACACCAAAGCGUCAGAUUGGCGUAGGCGCAAGGCAGCUAUUUCUGAAAUACGUUUUAUCCUUGAAGGUCCUUCUGUUGAGAAACUUUCUCCCUUGGUUGAUUUAUUGCUCGGCAUGAUGGGAGAUCCAAACAGCGAGGUAAAAGUAACCACUGCACGUACUCUUGGGCGGAUGUUCGAGCUUCUGCAUUCUCCAGCAAGUGGAAAUGGAAUCAUAACAAAUGCAAACCUUCCUCGCAUCAUCGAUGUGUUAGUAGAAAGGAGUGAAGAUACUCAAAAUGUGUCCGAAAAAGUAUGUGGAGCUAUAUAUUUUCUUGCCCGAGGUUAUGAAGAUUCAGAGUCAAUGUCGUCUGAGCUUCCACCUUUCCUUGAUCGUGUUGUUGAAGCUCUUAUUUCUGCUUCAGAACCUGCCGAUGGGACCCCUUUCAGGCUUCCAGCAUCUGCCUAUGAAGCAUUGAGUGAGAUUGUGAAUGUCAGCCACAUACGUGAACCUGGAGUUACAUAUGUUGUAGAAGGUUUAAUGCGUCGUAUCAUGAAAAGAUUGUGCAUGACGCUUGAUCGCCGAGCUUUUGCUUUAGAUGACAAGGAGAAGAAAAACAAUCUUCUGGUUAGGCUGUGUGCUCUACUGCAGGUCAUCAUCCAGAAACUGAGAAGCUCAGGAAUGGCAGGGAUAGUUACCGAUGCUGCUCAUGUUUUGUUGUUUCUUUUUUGCCGAGUGUUUGCGAGCGAUAAUUCUGCUGUACGUGAUAAAGCAAUGCUUGCCAUUGGCGCUCUUGCUAACGCCAGUGGUCCAGAUUUCGGGGAACACAUGCCAAUAUUCAUACAGUUCUAUGAUGUGCACCUACUCUCCCCCAUCUCCUUAGAAGUGAUUGGUGAUAUCUUUCAUGUCUUGGAAGGUAAAAUGUUGCCAUACUGUGAUCAAAUUAUGGAAGUUCUUCACAAAGGUCUCUCAGAAUCGACGCUUAAACCCCUAAUUUUCUCAUGCUUUGGAGACAUUGCUCUUGCUAUUGGCAAGGAUUUCGAGAAGUACCUGAAGGAUGUUCUGAAAAGGCUUAAACAUGAUGCUAAUCUAAAAAACUGUGCCGAUGUUGAGGUUGAUUAUGUUAACCAGCUUAGACAUGGAAUGCUAAAGGCUUACUCUGGCAUACUACGGGGUAUAAAGGACCCUGAAAUUGGGUUGAAAGUAUCAGUGCCUCUAUUUAAAUUCAUUCAAGCUGUCUGCAGAGACCAGAGCAGCUAUCUCCCUACGGAUGACUGUCCCUGUUCAAUACCACCAUGAUGUGUUUUUUCUUCCAUCAUUUUCAUUGCCUUGCUCUUUCCUGUUGGUAUAUGUGCGACUAUUCUUGUUCAUUACCGUUGCGUGCAUCUACUUUCAGGGACCAAAGUGUGAGCCUCGCUGUAGCUGAUGUCUUGGCGCAGUUUCAUCUUAUGGCUGGGUCAUGGGCAGAGGAAAUGACUGAGAAAGCAAUGAUUAACUACCAUGAGGGUGUAGGUUUCUUCUGAGUCCAUUUGGUGUGGAUGAAUGAAAGGAUCAACGUAGAUGUAGCCUCAGUAGUAGGAUCCUUCUCAUCUGUGCACUAUUUUGGUGGGUUCUGGCAUCGGAUUAACUUAAAAUUCUGUCAUUGGGCAGGCUAAACUUGUUUAACUUUUGACGAAUCUGGCCCUAGCUUCCGAGGGACUUUCACCCACUCUGGAUGUCUUUUAGCAUAGCAUCUCGUUGCACAAGCAUCUCAUCCACACUGUACAGGCAUCUCUGAGAACAAAGUGUAGCCAGCCAUGUGCUGCUAUUGCUGUUAAUUAUGUUGCUUGAACCGUAUUGAAGCAUGAAGAAUGCAUUUGAUUA